Molecule: messenger RNA, 2676 nt
Organism: Drosophila takahashii
Lineage: Eukaryota; Metazoa; Arthropoda; Insecta; Diptera; Drosophilidae
Source: RefSeq, a predicted model, not a curated record
AUGUUUUUCUAUUUAAGCACAAGUUGGGGCUCAAAAAACCAGAGUCUUGCUCGAAAAGUGGCCAUGACAACAACUAUUAAAACAACUUCGGAACCAACAACCGAGAAGACAACUACUGUAAAGACUACAACAGAACCAACAACUGAAAAGACAACUACUGUAAAGACUACAGCAGAAGCAACAACUGAGAAAACAUCAACUCAAAAGACAACUACUGUAAAGACUACCACUGAACCAACAACCGAGAAAACAACUACUGUAAAGACUACAACAGAACCAACAACUGAGAAAACAUCAACUCAAAAGACAACAACUAUUAAAACAACUACGGAGCCAACAACCGAGAAGACAACUACUGUAAAGACUACCACAGAACCAACAACCGAGAAGACAACUACUGUAAAGACUACUGCAGAACCAACAACUGAAAAGACAACUACUGUAAAGACUACAGCAGAACCAACAACUGAGAAAACAUCAACUCAAAAGACAACAACUAUUAAAACAACUACGGAGCCAACAACCGAGAAGACAACUACUGUAAAGACUACCACAGAACCAACAACCGAGAAGACAACUACUGUAAAGACUACUGCAGAACCAACAACUGAAAAGACAACUACUGUAAAGACUACAGCAGAACCAACAACUGAGAAAACAUCAACUCAAAAGACAACAACCGUUAAAACUACUACAGAGCCAACAACCGAGAAAACAACUACUGUAAAGACUACAACAGAACCAACAACUGAAAAGACAACUAAUGUAAAGACUACAGCAGAACCAACAACUGAGAAAACAACAACUCGAAAGACAACAACUAUUAAAACAACUACGGAGCCAACAACCGAGAAGACAACUACUGUAAAGACUACCACAGAGCCAACAACCGAGAAGACAACUACUGUAAAGACUACCACAGAGCCAACAACUGAAAAGACAACUACUGUAAAGACUACCACUGAACCAACAACUGAAAAGACAACUACUGUAAAGACUACCACAGAACCAACAACUGAAAAGACAACUACUGUAAAGACUACAGCAGAACCAACAACUGAGAAAACAACAACUCGAAAGACAACAACUAUUAAAACAACUACGGAGCCAACAACCGAGAAGACAACUACUGUAAAGACUACCACAGAGCCAACAACCGAGAAGACAACUACUGUAAAGACUACCACAGAGCCAACAACUGAAAAGACAACUACUGUAAAGACUACCACUGAACCAACAACUGAAAAGACAACUACUGUAAAGACUACCACAGAACCAACAACCGAGAAGACAACUACUGUAAGGACUACAACAGAACCAACAACUGAGAAAACAACAACUCGAAAGACAACAACUAUUAAAACAACUACGGAGCCAACAACCGAGAAGACAACUACUGUAAAGACUACCACAGAGCCAACAACAGCCAACAACCGAGAAGACAACUACUGUAAAGACUACCAAAGAACCAACAACCGAGAAGACAACUACUCAACAACUACGGAACCAACAACCGAGAAGACAACUACUGUAAAGACUACCACAGAGCCAACAACUGAAAAGACAACUACUGUGAAGACUACCACAGAACCAACAACUGAAAAGACAACUACUGUAAAGACUACAGCAGAAACAUCAACUGAGAAAACAUCAACUCAAAAGACAACAACUAUUAAAACAACUACGCAGCCAACAACCGAGAAGACAACUACUGUAAAAACAACCACAGAACCAACAACCGAGAAGACAUCUACUGUAAAGACUACCACAGAACCAACAACUGAAAAGACAACUACUGUAAGGACUACAGCAGAACCAACAAGUGAGAAAACAUCCACUCAAAAGACAACAACUAUUAAAACAACUACGGAGCCAACAACCGAGAAGACAACUACUAUAAAGAUUACCACAGAACCAACAACUGAAAAGACAACUACUGUAAAGUCUACAGCAGAACCAUCAACUCAAAAGACAACAACUAUUAAAACAACUACGGAGCCAGCAACCCAAAAGACAACUACUGUAAAAACAACCACAGAGCCAACAACCGAGAAGACAACUACUGUAAAGACUACCACAGAACCAACAACUGAAAAGACAACUACUGUAAAGACUACAACAGAACCAACAACUGAGAAAACAUCAACUCAAAAGACAACAACCGUUAAAACAACUACGGAGCGAACCAACGAAAAGACAACUACUGUGAAGACAACAACAGAACCAACAACUGAAAAAACAUCAACUCAGAAAACAACAACCGCUAAAACAACAACGAAGCCAACAACCGAAAAGACAACAACUACAAAAGUCACCACCGAGCCGACAAACACAAAGACUACCUCUGAGCCUGCAACUCAAAAGACAACAACUAUUAAAACAACUACAGAGCCAACAACCGAGAAGACAACUACUGUAAAGACUACCACAGAACCAACAACUGAGAAGACAACUACUGUAAAGACUACAACAGAACCAACAACUGAGAAAACAUCAACUCAGAAGACAACAACCGUUAAAACAACUACGGAGCCAACAACCGAGAAGACAACUACUGUAAAGACGACCACAGAACCAACAACUGAAAAAACAUCAACUCAGAAAACAACAACCGCUAAAACAACAACGAAGCCAACCACUGAAAAGACAACAACCCACAGAGAAGUCAUCAACUGA